Messenger RNA from Chara braunii, 1241 nucleotides. NCBI's taxonomy places the organism in Eukaryota, Viridiplantae, Streptophyta, Charophyceae, Charales, Characeae. The record is from the annotation of a GenBank genome assembly.
GGGAAGCGUCAGUGCCCGAACGCUGAAGGCAAACAAUCUAGAGAGAGAGACGAUGUACAGGACAUGAGCGAGAACUUUGUUAUGAAAGAAACACUCUACGACAGCGUGGCGCAAGAAUUGCGUGACAACGACACUGAGGAAGAGGAACCUAGUGACGACGAUGAUGAGGAGGGUGAAUCGAGCGACGUCGAUGAUGAUGAGGAGGAAACGAGCGAGGAUGCCAAUUUAGAAGACACAAACUCUGAGGAUGAUGAAGGGAAGAACGAGUCGGGAAUCGAUGUCGACAUGUUCAAGAAGAGUCUAUCUGGAGAUCUUUUAGGAGAAGCGAAACAGAUAAUAGCACAGGAGGUGAGAAGAGGACUGUACAACAAAUCAAGCAAGAGUGAGAAACCUCCUUACAACUUGGGAAAGCGCGGCAGGAACGUACGUGUGUACAACAAGAAAGCUAACUACCACGUGAACAUAAAGAAUGUCGAACUAGUUCUGAAGGAAGAUUGCUGCAAGGUCAACUGUUACAAGAAGUUCACAGCGGUAGAUGUUUUCUACAAGCGCGAAGAAUUUUGGGCGAUGAAACAACCUGAGCAACUCAACUUCUUUCUCGCAGAGAUGAGGGCUGCAUCGUACUUUUCGGAUGAGGGAGAUUUAAAGGUAUUAAGAGUGACGAGUGACGUUCAACGGUGUAAAGCUGAUGUCGACAGAGCAGGUGAAGAAGUUCCACCAACCGCUAAUGGCUUUGACCAACGCUGGGAUGAUCUUUUCCCUCCUGAGAGACCCAUCUACAUCGGCGCACGCAAGAGCAGACAUUUUCGAGAGGACAAAGACGGAAAGUACGACGAUCUCGAGGUCAACACUUUCAUCGCGUUACGAGCUUGUUCGGGGCAGGAAGAGAGAGGCAAACCUUACCACAUUGGCAAGGUUGUCGAGCUGCUAGCAGGUAAACGGCUCAAAGUUGUUUGGUUUGCACAACGUGAGAAAGGAGAGGGUUACUAUCCUCAGUUCAAGACAAAUCCUCAGUUCAAGACUACGAGAGAGCCUUCCGAGGACGUCUAUGACUGGAGCUGCGGCGUUCUUUGUUACAACUUCCAACUGAAGACAGACAGGAUCUUUUUCUCGCUGACCAGACAAAAGAUCUUUGAGAUGUUGAAUUCCAUGGCAACGGAGGAUGUCGACUAGGAAGACCUUCUAGGAACCGAUUGCUUCGGAGGUUGGCAGAGUGUCAUCGAGAUCGAGGUCAUUUCUGC